AUGGUCAAAGGUGGGCUAGUGGCAUCCUACAGCAAUGGGCCUAAAUCGGGAACGAAUUUGAGCACCAAGAAGAGAAGGCGGUGGACAGAAGCUGAUGAUGAUGAUGAUGAUGAUGCAGAGGAUGAUGAUGAACUCUGCAAACAACAUGGCUUGGUGAUGGUCAAAGGUGGGCUAGUGGCAUCCUACAGCAAUGGGCCUAAAUCGGGAACGAAUUUGAGCACCAAGAAGAGAAGGCGGUGGACAGAAGCUGAUGAUGAUGAUGAUGAUGAUGCAGAGGAUGAUGAUGAACUCUGCAAACAACAUGGCUUGGUGAUGGUCAAAGGUGGGCUAGUGGCAUCCUACAGCAAUGGGCCUAAAUCGGGAACGAAUUUGAGCACCAAGAAGAGAAGGCGGUGGACAGAAGCUGAUGAUGAUGAUGAUGAUGAUGAUGAUGAUGCAGAGGAUGAUGAUGAACUCUGCAAACAACAUGGCUUGGUGAUGGUCAAAGGUGGGCUAGUGGCAUCCUACAGCAAUGGGCCUAAAUCGGGAACGAAUUUGAGCACCAAGAAGAGAAGGCGGUGGACAGAAGCUGAUGAUGAUGAUGAUGCAGAGGAUGAUGAUGAACUCUGCAAACAACAUGGCUUGGUGAUGGUCAAAGGUGGGCUAGUGGCAUCCUACAGCAAUGGGCCUAAAUCGGGAACGAAUUUGAGCACCAAGAAGAGAAGGCGGUGGACAGAAGCUGAUGAUGAUGAUGAUGAUGAUGCAGAGGAUGAUGAUGAACUCUGCAAACAACAUGGCUUGGUGAUGGUCAAAGGUGGGCUAGUGGCAUCCUACAGCAAUGGGCCUAAAUCGGGAACGAAUUUGAGCACCAAGAAGAGAAGGCGGUGGACAGAAGCUGAUGAUGAUGAUGAUGAUGAUGAUGAUGAUGAUGCAGAGGAUGAUGAUGAACUCUGCAAACAACAUGUUACCGAGGAGCACUACCGAUCACCUUAA
This is a messenger RNA of Microthlaspi erraticum, 972 nucleotides long. The record is from the annotation of a GenBank genome assembly. Lineage: Eukaryota; Viridiplantae; Streptophyta; Magnoliopsida; Brassicales; Brassicaceae.